AUGCUGCGAGCGCUCGCGUUUUCGUGCCUGGGCUUACUUGUCGUCGCGCAAGAGGUGAAGCCCCUGGAGAACGUCCAGGGCCUCGAAGACGUGGAGGAAGCCUUCAAGGCUUUCCAGCGGGACUUCAGCAAGUUCUACGAUGACAUCGAGAAGCCUGCAAGGUUCAGUGCCUUUGCAAAAAACUACAGGUACAUUCAGCAGCAGAACACCAAGAAUCUUUCCUACACCCUUGGCAUUAACAAGUUUGCAGACGAAAGUACGGAGGAGUUCAAGAAGAAGAGAACAGGAGCUGUGAAGGUACCACCCAAGGCACCGAAGUCCUUGCCAGGGCAGCUCGCCAAGCAAGGUUAUCGUCUGCCCAGCUCAUUCGACUGGAGGAGUGAGGGAGCUGUUACGCCGGUCGUCAACCAGGAAGAUUGCCAAAAUUGCUGGGCAAUCAGUGCCAUUGGUGCCUUGGAGGGAGCUUGGAAACUCAAGACCGGAAAGCUCAUCCAGCUGAGCUUCCAGCAAGUCGGUGACUGCAGCUAUGGAUACGAAAACGGUGACUUUUUCCUGGCAGGCUGCGGCAAAGGCGACCCAUGGUCAGCUUUCGAUUGGAUGUCCCAAUCGGGGAUGGCUAUUUGCACCGAGGCCAGCUACCCUUUCGAAGGCAGAGACACAGAGUUUUGCAUGGAGUAUGCUGAGGACUGCAAGGUGGGUUUGCCAGAGGGGUUUCUUGACGUGAAUUUUCCCUACAUGGCUGUGGAGACGAGCAACGUUCGAAUGCUCAUGGAAGCUGUCGCCACACAGCCGGUCUCCGCGAGCCUAGAACUCUCCCAACCCUUCCAGCUCUACCGGGGUGGCGUUUACAGCACUGAUUCCUGCAACAAUGCUCCUGACCAUUCCAUUUUGGUGGUCGGUUAUGGCACGGAGCGGGGCAUGGACUACUGGCUUGUGAAGAACAGCUGGGGCGACGAGUGGGGCGAGUGGGGCUACAUCAAGUUGGAGCGUGGUGCGUGGUGCAACCAUCUUUACUACGGUGCAUAUCCCCUUCUUUCAGAAGAUCGACGGCUCAUGUACCCGUGA
Symbiodinium sp. CCMP2592 is the source of this 1065-nucleotide messenger RNA. Lineage: Eukaryota; Dinophyceae; Suessiales; Symbiodiniaceae. The record is from the annotation of a GenBank genome assembly.